This is a messenger RNA of Labeo rohita (rohu), 1414 nucleotides long. RefSeq names its product vimentin (gene vimr1). Gene Ontology annotation, molecular function: structural constituent of cytoskeleton. Gene Ontology annotation, cellular component: cytoplasm; intermediate filament; axon. The record is from RefSeq and is a predicted model, not a curated record. Gene Ontology annotation, biological process: intermediate filament organization. Lineage: Eukaryota; Metazoa; Chordata; Actinopteri; Cypriniformes; Cyprinidae. The coding region runs from base 49 to 1260 and encodes 403 amino acids. The transcript is spliced from 3 exons.
GUCAGCGAGCAGAACCGAGAGCCGAGCCGUCCUCUGAGAUAAACAGUCAUGAGAGGUUCGUCGUACUCCCAGAAGAGCCUGAGCGUCAGCGGCUCCAGCCGGAUGAGGGUCCAGAGCCCGUCGCCUUCCCGAUGCCGCGGGUCCUCGUACAGCCGCGGCCGGACGGGGUUCCAGGGUCAGGCGGUGGAAGUGGCCACCGAGAUCCACCAGCACCACGCCAACGAGAAGGAGGAGAUGCAGGAGCUGAACGUGCGCUUCGCCGGAUACAUCGAGAAGGUCCAGGCGCUGGAGCAGAGGAACGCCGCCCUGAGAGCCGAGCUGGAGGCCCUUCAGGGACGCUUCAAGGGGGGACCCACCGGCCUCGGGGACGAAUACGAAGCCAAGUUUAAAGAGAUGAGGGACCUGAUCGAAGCUCUCACCGCCGAGAAGGGCGCGGCUGAUAUCGAGAGAGGCUACAUCGAGGAGGAGGUGGAGGUCUGGAGACUCAAGCUGGAGGAGGAGCUGGCCAUCAAAGAGGAGGCUGAAAUGAUUCUCCGCGAGUUCCGCCAAGACGUCGACAACGCGACGCUACAGAAGGCCGACCUGGAGAAGCGCAUCGAGCAGCUGGUGGCCGAGAUCGAGUUCCUGAAGAAGCUCCACGACGAGGAAGUCGCCGACCUGCUCAAGCAGAUCGAGGAGUCCAAGGUGACGGUGGAGCUCGACUCCGACAGACCCGACCUGGCCGCUUACCUGCGCAACAUGCGCGCCGAGAUCGAGGCGGUGGCCGCCCGCAACGUCCAGGAAGCCGAGAAGUGGUACAAGGGCAAAUUCGACACUCUGAAGGAGCAGGCCAGCAAACACGAGGACCAGAUGAAGAGCAUGAAGGAGGAGAUCACCACCUUCCACAACCAGGUGACGGACCUGCAGAACCAGAUCGACGGGCUGAGGGCGCGUAACGGCGCGCUGGAGCAGCAGCUGGAGGACAUGGAGGCGGCGCACCUGGACAAGGUGGCCGGUCUGGAGGACAUCAUCGCCCAGCUAGAGAGCCAGCUGUGCGAGACCAAGGUGGAGAUGGGAAAAUACAUGGCCGACUACCAGGAGCUGCUCCACAUCAAGCUGAAGCUGGACGCUGAGAUCGCCACCUACAGGAAGCUGCUGGAAGGAGAGGAGAAGCGGCUCGGGAUCUCCGUCGCCGAAGGUCUGUCUGGAGCGGCAGCAGUGACAGAAGAGAGAACCACGUCUGUGUCCCGUACCGUUGAGACGCACACGGCCAUCGCUUGAAGACUCCUGGAGAUCAACCUCGACUAAACCACGUCCCGCUAACCUAGCUGAGUUAACUGGGCCUCCUGAGAAUCACAAUGAAACUUUGUCUCAUGUAAAAGAAACAAAAUGUUACCAGACACUAAAUAAAGCUUGAUUUCAAUGCACACUUGUC